AGCAGCAGCAGCAGCAGCAGCAGCAAAGCUAACCUCAUAGCCUGUAAAAUGAGUUUCUUUUUACCAAAACUAACGAGUAAAAAAGACAUAGACGAAGUGAUCAAAGGUGUAGCGGAGAAAGUUUUAGUUCUGCGGUUUGGAAGAGAUGAUGACUCAGUUUGUCUCCAGAUCGACGAGAUCCUGUCAAAAACUGCUCACGAUCUGAGUAACAUGGCAUCCAUCUACAUCGUUGAUGUGGACAAAGCUCCUAUUUACACCAGAUACUUUGACAUCAGCUACAUUCCCUCCACUGUGUUCUUUUUUAAUGGACAACACAUGAAAGUUGAUUAUGGCUCUCCAGAUCACACUAAGUUUGUUGGCAGCUUUAAAACCAAACAGGAUUUCAUAGACCUGAUCGAGGUGAUUUACAGAGGAGCCAUGAGGGGGAAAAUGAUUGUCCAGAGUCCCAUAGAUCCAAAGAAUAUUCCAAAGUAUGAUCUCCUCUACCAUGGGAUUUAGCUUCAUUCUUCCAAGGCCAAAUAUUAAAGAGACUUGUUAUUCUGUUGACUGAAAAAGCCACCAAAUCCUCCUCUUAUGUAUUUGAUGGAAGUUGCUGGAAACUGUUUCAGUAGUUUAUAGUGUUACCUUGUGUUCAUUGUGUUUUAUCUAGAAUAUUUAUUUUUAUUGCAUUCCUAAUGUGACAGCAAUUGUGUGGAUGAGGAUAUUGUUUCCUUUGUUAGAGGCAGAAGUUAUGUUUCCCAUGGAAAAUAGCCACUGACCAGCUAAAGAACUUUAAAUGUAUCUGUAAUAUAGUAAUAAUAAUAAAAAAAAACUUGUGAUAAUAAAGCAGCUUAAAGCCCUUGUUUCAGUGUUCAUUGUCUUCAUUCUACUUAAAGGUGUGAAUUAUUAGUAUAGUCUCUUUAGCAAAGAGCCUACUAACAGUUACUCUCUAUAUCCAUCAUCCAGUUAUCCUAUUGCUGGCAUCACACUUAUAGAUAAGAGAUGUAACAAAGCUUUAUGAGGCCACAGCUUUUAAAAUUAUUCU
This is a messenger RNA of Cyprinodon variegatus (sheepshead minnow), 1024 nucleotides long. RefSeq names its product thioredoxin like 4B (gene txnl4b). The transcript is spliced from 3 exons. The record is from RefSeq and is a predicted model, not a curated record. Bases 49 to 498 code for a protein of 149 amino acids. Gene Ontology annotation, cellular component: U5 snRNP; U4/U6 x U5 tri-snRNP complex; spliceosomal complex. NCBI's taxonomy places the organism in Eukaryota, Metazoa, Chordata, Actinopteri, Cyprinodontiformes, Cyprinodontidae. Gene Ontology annotation, biological process: mRNA splicing, via spliceosome.